GGUUCGUUUGCUAGAAAUAACGUCGGGAUCGGGAUUUUUAGAAAAGAAAUGAAAUAUGAAUGCCAUUUCUUCUGUGGUCAUGUUUACAGAUUUGCGUCCUGACAACACUGUCAAACGAGUAGAAUAAUCAAUGGCAACAGCAGAAUCUGUUACAGCUGAUGUAAAAUUGCUUCAAAUUAUUGGAAUAGAACCCCUGAAAGAUAAAGAACAAGCUAGAGGACCAAAUUACAAAACAGUCCAUGAGAAAAUUGUAAACGAAAAGAAUGCCAGGUUUAUGUAUCCUGAUCCAGGAUUCUUCAAGAAGAAAAAGAAGGCAAGGAAAGGUGAAUGGCUGGCAGAACAUAAGGAACCAGGUCAGACCUUUAAACAGUUUCUAGGUAAAAUUGGCAACAGACCAUUUGGGCGCCACAGAACCAUUUACCUCAUCCCAUUAGUUUUUGAAGAGGAGCCUGUUCCAAAGAAUAUCCUCAAACCACUAUCAGAAUAUGCCGCUGUUUUCUUUGACUUGCCUAUCAAAGUCGGCAAGCAGAGAAACAUGAAAAAAGACGUACCUAACAGAAUUAAUGAGUUUACGAAAAACUUCCAAGUAGAUGCUACAGCUUUGUUGCAGAAAAUGGAGCUUCCUGCGGAUGCGUUUUGUGCUGCUGGGAUAACCCUUUGUGACCUUUAUCCACAGGAAUCAUGGAACUUUGUCUUUGGACUGGCCAAUGUGGAUGGCGCUCGUGGAGUUUAUUCAUUAGCCAGAUACCUGUCCAAUUUUGGCUCCUCAAGAAAUACAGUGUACAAUCCUGAUGAAGAGAAAGGUGGAGAGCCUACCAUCAUCAGGAGAGCAUGCAAAGUAAUGUGCCAUGAAAUAGGUCACAUGUAUGGGCUGAGACACUGCACUCAUUUUGAAUGCUUAAUGAAUGGUUCCAACCACUUGGACGAAGCAGAUAAAAGACCCUCAUUUCUAUGCCCACUGUGUCUUAAUAAGCUCUACUCUGUCAUGAAGUUUGACGUUGAAGAAAGAUACAGAAAAAUGUUGACAUUUUGGAAAACUUAUGGUCUGACGGAAGAAGUGAACUGGCUUGAAAUGCGACUCGCUGUUGUGUUGGAGGCUUUGUGAAUAAAUCAGAAUGUUACUUUUUAUUAGUAUAUGUUAUCUGAUCUUUUUUACUAAAAAUUAUUUAUUAGUAAUCUAUUUUCAACUAACGUACAGUCUGAUUUAUCAAUAAAAUAAGAGUUAUCCCUCUUA
Ostrea edulis (European flat oyster) is the source of this 1234-nucleotide messenger RNA. RefSeq names its product archaemetzincin-2-like. Lineage: Eukaryota; Metazoa; Mollusca; Bivalvia; Ostreida; Ostreidae. The transcript has 4 exons. Gene Ontology annotation, biological process: proteolysis. Bases 131 to 1105 code for a protein of 324 amino acids. Gene Ontology annotation, molecular function: metallopeptidase activity. The record is from RefSeq and is a predicted model, not a curated record.